This is a messenger RNA of Suillus fuscotomentosus, 881 nucleotides long. RefSeq lists its product as uncharacterized. Gene Ontology annotation, cellular component: plasma membrane. Gene Ontology annotation, molecular function: GTPase activity; GDP binding; GTP binding. The transcript has 5 exons. NCBI's taxonomy places the organism in Eukaryota, Fungi, Basidiomycota, Agaricomycetes, Boletales, Suillaceae. Gene Ontology annotation, biological process: signal transduction. The record is from RefSeq and is a predicted model, not a curated record. The coding region runs from base 102 to 758 and encodes 218 amino acids.
CAUGAUUUUAUCCAAAACACCAGUAUCACUGAUAAAAUCCAGUUGGUGCAAGGUCCAAAAUAGCAAAGGCGUUCUGUCCAACGCCAGCUGACAGGCACCCAAUGGACAACAGAAAGUUCCCUCGCAUCAGGGAAUGUAUAGUGGAUGGUGAACCAAUAACGAUCGAGUUGAUCGACACCCUCGGUCCAGGCGAUGCGGAUUACUACUUCGAGAAAGGCCUCAUGAACUCAUACAUUGAGCAAGGAGACGGGUUUCUUUUCAUUUACUCUGCCGAAAAUCGCAAGUCACUGGAGCUAGCGAAAGAGAAUUAUGGUUGGGUCGUGAGGAGGAAGCAGCAUGAACGAGACAAUGGGACGAACCCUAUUCCUGGUAUGCUCGUGGCAGUAAGGGUCGAAGAGGAACACAAAGCGAUGUGGAUGGAAGUGACUUGGGAAGAGGGAAACAAAGUUGCGGAGGAAAUGAAUCUAGCAUUCAUGCAGGUAUCGCUCAAGAACGGACGCAAUGUGGAGGAGGUGUUUAUCCAUAUAGCUAGAUUGAUCAAGAAGUACCAGGAGAGGAAGAAGCGCAUUUCGUGCAUGCAUUGGGCGUAUUACGACCAGAAGAUACUGGAUGACCGUUAUGAGAAAUUGCAGGCGAAGAACGAAUGCAAACAUAUAACAACUGCAAGAGAGAGAGAAAUGCUUGGGAAAGUUGAUUUUGAUGCCGAGUUCGAGAAACAGCAGCGAGCUGGAUGCUGCGCAGGGUGUACAAUUACUUGAGGGUCAAGGGAGGUCGACCAUUGUAUUUACCAAGUUUUAUUGUUGAGGUUCGGAAUGUCGGAGGGCCUCGCCCCCGUGAUCGAAACAUCAUUAUAAAGGACAACAGUGUUUUUUUUUUCAAUA